ACGCUCAUCGGCUCAUCGCGACCUGCUCACCGCCGCACCGCGCCUCCUCUUCCCAGGUGCUGAAGCGCCGCCGCCCCGCCCUCCGGCCUCCGCACCUCCGGGGCCCCUUCCCGCUAUCCUGCUGCAGCUCCUCCGCCCGCGCCGAUCGCUUCUUCCCUGCUGCCCUGUUCUCCCUCGCGGCACCGCCUCGGAGUGCCAAGCAGCCGCCGGACGGCCGGAGCUAGGGUUUCGACAGGAAAUCACCGCGGCCCGGGCGCCGGUCGGUUCGCCGGCUUCGUCUCUCUCAUCUCGUUCAGUGGUUAAACUUUUGUGAUAUCCUUCUCCACUUAGCUGCAUCGCAAGGAGAAUGGCAAGCAAAGCAGGUGAUGACGGCAAAGAAGCCAUAAAUGAGCAAAUAAUCGCCAACACUUAUGCCAACAUGCGCACCGAAAUGAACCAGCUCUACACCAAGAUCACGGAGCUGGAGAUGGAGGUCGGCGAGCACUCUCUCGUGAUCGGCGCGAUCGAGCCGCUGGACCCCUCGAGGCGCUGCUACAGGAUGAUUGGUGGCGUCCUGGUGGAGAGGACCAUCAAGGAGGUCCUGCCCGCAGUGAAGCGCAACAAGGAGGGCCUCGAGGAGGUGAUCGCCCGCAUGCACGAGGCGCUGGAGAGGAAGAAGAAGGAGAUCACCGAGUUCGAGCUCAAGUACAAGAUCAGGAUUCGUAAGGCCGACAACGACUCUGAGGAAGGCGGGAAGAAGGAAGGCACUGCGCAGGGAGUUCUUGUUGGUCCUGCGGGGCAGUAAAACCGAGCUAUACAGACCUGCAUGCUACAAGUUACUUACUUUGCGGUGCCAGAUUGCUUCUUUGCUAGAAGUGGAAUGAUAUCUGUGUGUUUUAGGGGUGAUGUGCUUAUGCAGAACAGACGUUUUUGUGUUGAACACGAUAUUAUGCUUAGAUGAGAACCUCAUUGGGAGCUGAAUAGUUGGCGGGCAAGUUGUGUCAUCCAGCGUCUGUUCUUCAGGUGCUAUGUUUCUGAUGGAAUGUUUCAGAUUUCACAAAACUUUUGAGUUCCGCAAGGGUGUUCUUAUAA
Molecule: messenger RNA, 1071 nt
Organism: Panicum virgatum (switchgrass)
Lineage: Eukaryota; Viridiplantae; Streptophyta; Magnoliopsida; Poales; Poaceae
Product: probable prefoldin subunit 2
Exons: 2
Coding region: 347-784 (145 amino acids)
Biological process (GO): protein folding
Cellular component (GO): prefoldin complex; cytoplasm
Molecular function (GO): protein folding chaperone
Source: RefSeq, a predicted model, not a curated record